Messenger RNA from Frankliniella occidentalis (western flower thrips), 1148 nucleotides. Its product is annotated as inositol oxygenase. The transcript has 5 exons. NCBI's taxonomy places the organism in Eukaryota, Metazoa, Arthropoda, Insecta, Thysanoptera, Thripidae. Gene Ontology annotation, biological process: inositol catabolic process. Gene Ontology annotation, molecular function: inositol oxygenase activity; iron ion binding. The coding region runs from base 153 to 1025 and encodes 290 amino acids. The record is from RefSeq and is a predicted model, not a curated record. Gene Ontology annotation, cellular component: cytoplasm.
GGGCCCCGUCCUGCCCCACCAGAUCGAGUUCACGGGGGGCAAACUGAUAAGGGCUGUAUUAAUAUGGAGCCGCGCCGCACCCCGAUCCGCGCCAGUGAGUGUUUACUUUCAGAAGCGAGCGGUAGUCCCCAGUAGUGUUCCCCAGCUGCACCAUGACGACUGCGACGGAGCCGAUGCUGGACGUGUCCGAGCUGCUGCGGCCGGAGCCCGCCUUCGCCACCAAGCCCGUCGUGCAGUUUCGCGACUACACCGUGGACCCCACCGACCGCAUCAAGGAGCGCGUCCGCAAGCUGUACCACGAGAUGCACACCAGCAUGACCGUGGACUUCGUCAAAGAACGACGCGCCAGUUGGCUCAAAUUUGACAAGUUCAAGGCUACGAUGCUGGAGGCGGUGGCCAAAAUGUCAGGCUUCCUGGACGAGAGCGACCCGGAUGUGGACGUACCCAACAUCAUGCAUGGCUUCCAGACAGCCGAAGGCAUCCGUAAAGAGCACCCCGACAAGGGUUGGUUCCAGCUAGCAGGACUUAUUCACGAUGUCGGCAAGAUCCUCCACCUCUACGGAGAGCCUCAGUGGGCCACCACCGGGGACACCUUCCCGGUCGGCUGUGACUGGGGCCCCUCUGUUGUUUACCGCGAGACAAGCUUCGUGGACAACCCGGACGCCAAGCACCCCGUCUACUCCACCAAGUUCGGCAUGUACAAGCCCGGGUGUGGACUCGAGAAUGUACUCAUGUCGUGGGGUCACGAUGAGUACAUGUACCAGGUGCUCAAGCACAACAAGACCACUUUACCUGACGAGGCGCUCUACAUGAUCAGAUUUCAUUCCUUCUACCCAUGGCACUCAAGCGGUGAUUAUAUGCACCUCUGCAAUGACAAGGACUUAAAGAUGCUUCCUUGGGUGCUGGAAUUUAACAAGUAUGAUCUGUACACCAAGACUGAUGAUGACCUCCCAGAUGUUGAAGCUUUAACUCCUUACUACCAGAAACUGAUUGAUCAGUACAUUCCUGGAGUGCUUGAGUGGUAGUUUGUCAGUAACUCUUAGUAUUAAUCAGGUUUCUGUGAGAAAAUGUACAUUUGUCUUUUAUGUUGUUUUUGUUGCACAUAAAAAUAUCUAUUUAUUACAAUAAAAAAAUGUCUUAAUUUUGAA